This is a messenger RNA of Phlebotomus argentipes, 1364 nucleotides long. It is a transcript of the gene Fdh, whose product is annotated as alcohol dehydrogenase class-3. Gene Ontology annotation, molecular function: S-(hydroxymethyl)glutathione dehydrogenase [NAD(P)+] activity; zinc ion binding. The transcript is spliced from 2 exons. NCBI's taxonomy places the organism in Eukaryota, Metazoa, Arthropoda, Insecta, Diptera, Psychodidae. Gene Ontology annotation, cellular component: cytosol. The coding region runs from base 159 to 1292 and encodes 377 amino acids. The record is from RefSeq and is a predicted model, not a curated record. Gene Ontology annotation, biological process: formaldehyde catabolic process.
ACCCUGUGUAACUUUUACUACGUGUAAUUAAUCGGUCACCUUUGCACACGACUCCAAUCCGGUCAGUUGUUGCUCGGCGUUCAUUCAAGUGAUAAAAUCCUCCUUAAUACUCACAACCAGUCAAUUAAUCACUUCCCGGUGAAAUAUCCAUCAGGAAAAUGUCCAGCACAGCAGGAAAAGUUAUCAAGUGCCGGGCUGCUGUGGCCUGGAAGGAGAAGGCGCCGCUGACCAUCGAGGAGAUCGAGGUGGACCCGCCGAAGGCCCACGAGGUGCGCAUCAAGAUCGUGGCCACGGGCGUGUGUCACACGGACGCCUACACUCUGGGCGGAUCUGACCCGGAAGGCCUCUUCCCGGUGGUCCUGGGCCACGAGGGCGCCGGCAUUGUGGAGAGUGUGGGCGAGGGAGUGACGGGAUUCAAGGAGGGCGACCAUGUCAUCCCGCUGUACAUUCCGCAGUGCAACGAGUGCAGCUUCUGCAAGUCCGGCAAGACGAACUUGUGCCAGAAGAUCCGCGUCACGCAGGGUCGCGGCGUGAUGCCCGAGGGCUCCAGUCGCUUCCGGUGCCGCGGACAGACGCUGUUCCAUUUCAUGGGCACGUCCACGUUCUCCGAGUACACCGUCGUGGCGGACAUUUCGCUGUGUCGUGUGGAUCGCGAAGCUCCGCUGGACAAGGUGUGUCUGCUCGGCUGUGGCAUUCCCACGGGCUAUGGCGCUGCGCUGAACACCGCCCAGGUGGAGCCCGGCUCCACGUGCGCUAUCUGGGGCUUGGGCUGUGUUGGCCUGGCCGUGGCGAUGGGCUGCAAGAAGGCCGGAGCCUCGAGAAUCAUUGGUGUGGACGUGAACCCGGGAAAGUUCGCCGUGGGAUCAAAAUUUGGAUGCACGGAGUUUGUGAAUCCCAAGGAUUACGAUCGUCCCAUCCAGGAGGUUCUGGUGGAAUUGACCGGAGGCGGUCUGGACUACACCUUCGAGUGCAUUGGCAAUGUGGCCACAAUGCGUGCUGCCCUGGAGUCCUGUUGCAAAGGCUGGGGAACAUCCGUGAUCAUCGGCGUGGCAGCUGCGGGCACAGAGAUCAGCACGAAGCCUUUCUACCUCGUCACUGGACGCUCCUGGAAGGGCAGCGCGUUCGGCGGCUGGAAGAGUAUCGAUAGUGUGCCGAUGCUGGUCAGCGAGUAUCUGAACAAGAACCUCUUGAUUGAUGAAUUCAUCACGCACACAAUGAACCUGGACAAGAUCAACGAAGCCUUCGAUCUGAUGCACGAGGGCAAGAGCAUCCGAAGCAUUGUGAACUUUUGAAGGAUUAUAUUGUGAGCAUUUUUUGUACUCUGGAAAAUACUUGGGAAAAUAUAUCGGCCGUUGCCAUUCAAA